Messenger RNA from Penaeus vannamei (Pacific white shrimp), 534 nucleotides. RefSeq lists its product as uncharacterized. NCBI's taxonomy places the organism in Eukaryota, Metazoa, Arthropoda, Malacostraca, Decapoda, Penaeidae. The record is from RefSeq and is a predicted model, not a curated record.
UUACUAUAUUCUAUGUACAGUGUCCUUCUAACGACAUCAUGAAGAGCAUCACCCUUGCUUUGGCCGUUCUCGGCUUCGCUUACGUCAGCGCCCAGACUGAACCAUGGUGCCGUUGCGCCCUCUUCGUCUCGACUCAGCACACGGAAUGGAUGGUCUACGACCUGCCCGAAGUGGUCAUCGACGACUGCGAGAGCCACCACCAGUGCGAAUACCGCUGCAAAAGAGAGUUCAAUGAGAUGACCAACGAGAUGGACUUGUGGUCGACGGUGAACAACGCAACGGUUGGCUCCUACCUCUGCCAGAACUUGGAGCACUCCAUCCACAACAAAUACGUCUACGGUUACUACGAGAUGUGCGGCGGUCCCUGGGAGUACUCUGGCCUGGUCUCCCAACAGUUGCUAUGCUGUUAUCAGGGUGAACACGUCCACUGUAUCUCCAAGUGAAGAGGGUGGAAGUAAGACUCAGCGCCAGCAUAAUUUGCGUCCUGAGGAAUAUGAAAAUACAUUGAGAGCAAUAUAUACAUUAAAUGUUAUA